Vicia villosa (hairy vetch) is the source of this 1233-nucleotide messenger RNA. RefSeq lists its product as uncharacterized. Gene Ontology annotation, molecular function: zinc ion binding; nucleic acid binding. The transcript is spliced from 2 exons. Lineage: Eukaryota; Viridiplantae; Streptophyta; Magnoliopsida; Fabales; Fabaceae. Bases 1 to 1233 code for a protein of 410 amino acids. The record is from RefSeq and is a predicted model, not a curated record.
AUGGGGCUGAAUGCUGAUAUUUUACACAGCGUGUCUCAAAGGGAGUUUACUACCUAUGCUGAGUGUUUGAGGCAAUGCUAUGUUGCUGAGAACACAUUGAAGAGAGUCCAAGAUGAAAGAGAACAGAAUAAGCCAGUUCGUAGGGAACAAGGAAGGUCGGGACAGCAUUUGAAACCCGGCAAUUCUCCAGCUAUGAAGAAACAGGUCUAUGGAGAUCGCUCUACUCAGCCUCCCCGAUGUGGUAGAUGCAAGGCAAACCACUUUGGGAAUUGCAAGCCAGAUCUUGUGAAAUUUUAUAAGUGCAAUCAGUUGGGACAUUUUGCAACGGAGUGUACAGCCCCAGAUGUUCCUGAAAAGACUAAAGGUCGUGUUUACACCUUGGACGCUAGGAAGGCUCAAGGAAACACCAAUCUUGUUGCUGGUACGUGUUAUGUCAAUAAUCAACCCUUGUUUGUGCUAGUUGAUUGUGGGGCGACACAUUCUUUUAUUUCUUAUCCUUGUGUGCGGAGGCUCGGUUUUGAGACGAGUCUUCUUCCUAAUCCUAUGUUUAUCUCAUCGGCUACGGACGAUAUGGUAAAAGCUCGGGAAAUUUGCAAGGAGUGUUCUAUUACCUUCAAUGGUCGUAGAUUCGUGAUUGAUCUCAUUUGUCUACCUCUUAAGAAGAUCGAUGUAGUACUUGGUAUGGACUGGUUGUCACCUAACUCAGUGUACAUCGGUUGUAAAGAGAAGGCUAUCUUCAUUCCUGCUGAGGAGACUACACCAACCGAUGCCAUUGAACGUCUUCUUGAAGGUACAGUUAACAUGCUCAAUUACCUUUUUGCUCAAGAGAAGUCUUUCCUUUUGGUUCAUACGUCGGACUCCAAAGAUAAGAGGAGUAUUUUGGAGAUUCCGGUUGUGUGUGAAUUUUCCGAUGUAUUUCCGGAGGAUGUUACUUCUCUUCCGUCGGAGAGGGACGUUGAAUUCUCUAUUGAUCUUGUUCCGGGUACCGCUCCAGUUUCGACCGCCCCUUAUAGGAUGUCUCCUGCAGAGCUAAGAGAGUUGAAGGUAUUGAUUCAUAUAUCACUCACAUUCCCAAAAUCCCAAUUGAACCCUCACAUGCAAAACCCCAAGGUCACUAACUAUGGACUCACCUUAGGAGGAGAUGAAGAUGAUAAAGAUGGAGCUGAGAGCAGAAAUCAGAUGAUAGAGGUGAAGCUUGGAUGGAUUCUGUUGCAUGCAAGGAUAGAGCUUUAA